CGCGGGGCGGGAUGGAGGCGGUGGGGCCGGGCGGCAGCGGAGUGGCCGGGAGCUGCGACGUGGUGGUGGUCGGGGCCGGCAUCUCAGGUUUGUCAGCUGCCAAGUUGCUGUCUGAGUCUGGGCUAAGUGUGGUGGUUCUUGAAGCCCGGAACAGAGUUGGAGGAAGGACAUUCACUAUCAGGAAUAAGCAAGUUAAUUACGUAGAUGUUGGUGGAGCAUAUGUGGGACCUACCCAAAAUCGGAUUCUCCGUCUAGCAAAGGAGCUGGGUAUUGAGACCUAUAAAGUGAAUAUAGAUGGCUAUGCCAUCCAUUACAAGGGGGGAAAGUCACGCCACUUCGUGGGUAUUCGCCCUUCAACAUGGAAUCCCUUCGUUUAUCUGGAUUACAAUAACUUCUGGAGGACCAUGGACAAAUUUGGAAAAGAGAUUCCUCUUGAAGCACCAUGGGAUGCUCCACAUGCUGAAGAGUGGGACAAAAUGACCAUGAAAGAACUAAUAAAUAAGACUUGCUGGACCAAAGCCGGUAAAGAAUUUGCUACCCUCUUUGUGAAUGUCAACGUCACAUCUGAGCCGCAUGAAGUCUCUGCUCUCUGGUUCCUGUGGUAUGUGAGGCAGUGUGGGGGCACAGCCAGGAUAUUCUCUGUCACCAACGGGGGACAGGAGAGGAAGUUUAUUGGGGGUUCUGGUCAGAUAUCGGAGAAAAUGAAGGAUCUCCUUGAAGGCAAAGUUAAACUGGAGAGACCUGUGGUCCGUAUUGAUCAGACAGGUGAUAAUGUCAUUGUGGAGACUCUAAACCAUGAAAUAUAUGAGGGCAAGUAUGUGAUCAGUGCUAUCCCUCCUAUCCUGACAACGAAGAUCCAUUACAACCCAGAACUGCCACCAAAGAGAAACCAGUUAAUUCAGCGUUUGCCUAUGGGGUCUGUCAUAAAAUGCAUGGUGUACUACAAGGAAGCCUUCUGGGAGAAGAAAGGUUGCAGUGCUUCUCUCUUCAUUGAGGAUGAAGAAUGCCCAAUUGGAAUAACCAUAGAUGACACAAAACCAGAUGGAUCUUUUCCUGCCAUUAUGGGUUUCAUCCUUACCAGAAAGGCUGUUAAACUGGCCAGUCUCACUAAGGAAGAGAGGAAGAAGAAAAUCUGCGAGGCAUAUGCCAAGGCAAUGGAGAUGGAAGAGGCAUUACAUCCAGUGCAUUAUGAAGAAAAGAACUGGACCAUGGAACAAUAUUCAGGGGGUUGUUACACAGCCUACUUCCCACCUGGCAUAAUGUAUUCGUACGGAAGGAUCAUUCGCCAGCCAGUUGACAGAAUCUACUUUGCUGGCACGGAGACGGCUACCCAAUGGAGCGGGUACAUGGAGGGGGCCGUACAGGCAGGAGAGAGAGCAGCCAGAGAGAUUUUACACCGUAUGGGGAAGAUCCCUGAAAAUGAAAUUUGGAUGCCAGAGCCAGAGUCAAAGGAUGUCCCAUCCCGACCAUUUACCACCACCUUCUGGGAGAGGAACCUGCCGUCUGCGCUGGGACUGCUCUGUCUGCUUGGGAAUACUGUUUUUUUCACCUCUGUGGCUGCUGCAGGGCUGUUUGCCUAUAAAAAGGGACUAUUAAUUCGAAAUUAGUGUGGACUAAAUGUCCAGUUGAAGCUGCGUACUCACUCUUCAUCCCAUUUACCAGAUGAGGGUUAUUUUUGGAGAGAAGCGGGCUGGAAAGGGCAAAAGGUAUUCUCCUUGUGAUUUUCUUUUUAGUGUCAUAAUUAAUGCGUUAAAUCUACUGCAAUUGCUACCAGCAAAACAAACUUAAAUCAACUGUGGGGGUAUUUUUUAAAUUUGCCUUUUCCUUGUCCAUUUGUUUUGAUUGGACCCGUUAAUAUCAAUGUUAUAUUCCUAACAUAGGGAAGGCAAAAUGCAGAUUGGACCUUUUCCGAAAAGCAAAGAGGUUUUGGAUCAUGCAUUCAUUUCCACUUGCUGCUCUAUUUUUUGCCACACAAGUUAAUAAGUACUCUUAUGUAUUCACCUCAGUUAGUGUCUCAGAAUAUUUGAGGUUACUUCUGUAGCAUCCCUGCUGCACGCAAGAGAUUAGCAUGCCAAUCAGACAUAGAAUUGCUAAAUUAAUUUGCAAAGGCAUUUGAUUAAUUAUUAAUCAUCACAAUUGAAACUUAACUGUGAGCAGGAUGAAAGGAGAUAAUUAGCAUGAAGUAGAUCGCUGAAUAGUGAGAGGAGAAGCACGGGUGGACUUUGUUCCACCUGCUGCUGAACGAGUAACUAUGCUUUAUGGUCGCAGAAGGUGCGUAGGGCAGUGAGCCUCACGCUGCUGCAGUUCUUCCACAGAGCAGCUCUCAGUCGCUUCCUGGCCCAAGUGCAUUCGACCCAGGCUGGCCACUGACUGUUAAUUCACUUCUCUCUACUUUAGCAAAGUGGAAGCCCCUCUGACUUGCAGCAGAUGCUGGCUGUUAUUUUCAGACCAUCAGCAGUUUCCUGGCUCCCUGUCAAUUCGCUGUCCCUCAUUUUGCUCAUACUCCGUACUGCCUUCCUACAAUAAGGAGAAAUAUAUUUGGGGCUUGAAUUACUGCCUUGUAAAUUACAGUAAUUGGAUGCAUCUGCCUGUUCCGCUCUUAUUAUGUACAUGACACACUUAAAAUAAUCAGUUUAGUGUUAACUGAAGUCUAGAAUAUGUUUCACAACGUACCGUCAUUAUGCGGUCUUUUUGCCAUGAAAUGUGACCAUUGUAUGUGUCCAUGGACUCAAUUGUCAUUCAACAUCAGUGAAAUGUGCCUUUCAAUUGUCCUGAAACCUUGAUAAGAGGAUCUCUUCUAUAAACUUUU
Cygnus atratus (black swan) is the source of this 2809-nucleotide messenger RNA. Its product is annotated as amine oxidase [flavin-containing] A-like. Lineage: Eukaryota; Metazoa; Chordata; Aves; Anseriformes; Anatidae. Gene Ontology annotation, molecular function: oxidoreductase activity. The record is from RefSeq and is a predicted model, not a curated record.